Pocillopora verrucosa is the source of this 3667-nucleotide messenger RNA. RefSeq names its product hypoxia up-regulated protein 1. Gene Ontology annotation, molecular function: ATP binding; ATP-dependent protein folding chaperone. Gene Ontology annotation, cellular component: endoplasmic reticulum chaperone complex. The record is from RefSeq and is a predicted model, not a curated record. Lineage: Eukaryota; Metazoa; Cnidaria; Anthozoa; Scleractinia; Pocilloporidae. Gene Ontology annotation, biological process: endoplasmic reticulum unfolded protein response.
AAUCACCACUGGCCGCGUUUAAUAGAUUCGCCGGCAUUUUCAAGUUUCCUUCAAAGAAAUUUAGAGUUUCUGUUAGUUUCACCUAUUUCCUAACGGAGUAAUUUUCAUUUAUUUCAGUCGUGAGUUGUGGACAACUCCAGUCAUCAACCAAUAAUGUUAAUUAGAAAGCCAGGAACAGUAUUAUUUAUAGCUGCUGUGGCUCUUUCCUUCUUUGUCUCUUCAUCAGAUGGCUUAGCGGUGAUGUCAGUGGAUCUAGGUAGCCAGUUUAUGAAAGUAGCCAUAGUGAAGCCUGGUGUACCAAUGGAAAUUGCCUUGAAUACGGAGUCGAGACGGAAAACACCAGUAGCUGUUUCUCUAAGAGACAAUGAACGAUUAUUCAGUGACAGUGCUCUAACCACGUCAGUCAAGUAUCCAAAGAGUUCUUACAUUUAUGUUCAAAAUGUCUUGGGUAAAAAGUUCAGCAACCCAAUGGUAGAGCAGUACAAGCAAAGGUUUCCAUGGUAUGACCUUGAGGAAGAUAAAGAGACUGGAACUGUUCUCUUCAGACAUGAUAGUGAGAUCACCUUUAGUCCAGAAGAAAUUCUUGGCAUGAUUCUGAAUCACUCCAGAAAUAUUGCAGAGAAAUUUGCAGAUCACCCAAUGAAAGAUGUGGUUAUCACAGUCCCUUCAUUUUUCAACCAAGCUGAACGACGAUCUGUUUUAAGGGCUGCAAGGUUGGUGGGGCUGAAUGUUCUUCAGUUAAUGAAUGAAAAUACAGCAGUCGCGCUUCACUAUGGAGUGUUCCGUCGAGCAUCUUUCAACAAUACUGAGAGAUUUAUUAUGUUCUAUGACAUGGGAGCCACAAGUACAGUUGCUACUAUUGUGGGCUACAGUACAGUGAAAACAAAAGACAGAGGAAUCACCGAGACAGCUCCUCAAGUAGUAGUAAAAGGAGUUGGAUUUGAUCGCACUCUGGGAGGUCAUGCCAUGGAAAUGUUAAUGAGAGAUCAUCUCAUUAAACUGUUCAAGGAGCAGCAUAAGACACAGGGGGAUGUGACCCAGUCCCCUCGUGCCAUGGCAAAAUUUCUUAAGGAGGCUGCAAGAGUGAAACAAGUUUUAAGUGCAAACACAGAGAUCUUUGCACAGAUUGAGGGUGCGUUUGAGGAGAAGGAUUUCCGUGCCAAGGUUACACGCGAGGAAUUUGAAGAAAUGUGCAGUGACUUACUGAAAAGAGUCUCGGGUCCAGUGGAGCAGGCUCUGAAAUCUUCAGCCAUUCCAUUGGAUGAAAUUGAAAGUGUAAUUCUCGUAGGAGGCGGAACCCGCGUACCAAAAGUGCAAGAACUACUUUUGAAAGCUGUUAAAAAGUCAGAACUCGGAAAGAAUGUGAACGCGGAUGAGGCUGCUGCUUUAGGCGCCGUUUAUCAAGCUGCCAAUCUUGGCAAGGGAUUCAAAGUGAAGAAAUUUCUUGUUAAGGAAGCUAACAUAUACCCAGUACAGGUGUCAUUUGAACGUGCGAAUAAGGCAGAGGAUGGAAGCCAGACUGUUAAACACGUGAAACGUAUGUUGUACCACAGAAUGAAUGUUUUGCCGCAGAAAAAAGUGAUGACGUUUAACAGACACACGGACGAUUUCAACUUCCACGCAAGCUAUACUGAUUUGGACUUCUUGAGUGAAGACGAACAGAGCAUGCUUGGAUCAAUGAAUUUGACCACAGUGAGCGUCAAGGGGGUAGCGGCUGCGCUAGAUAAGCAUACACCGAAGGGGGAAUCAAAAGGCAUCAAGGCGUACUUUAGGAUGGACGAAAGUGGAAUUCUAAACCUGGAGAAGGUGGAGUCUGUGUUUGAAAAGCCUGAGGAGAAAUCGGAAGAAGAACAGUCAACGUUUGCAAAAAUCGGAAGUAAAAUUUCGAGCUUCUUUGGCAGCUCAGGGGAAGAGGAAAAUAAAGAAAGUAAAGUUGAGGAAGGAGAUAAAUCCGAGGAAGCAGAAAGUGAGAAGACGGAGAAAGAGGAAGCUGGAGAGGAAAAGGCAAAAACAAAGGAAGAUGAGAAAUCUGAAGAAAAAGCUGCAGAAAAAGACGAGGACAAAAAACAGGAUGAGGGAAAGAAUGAGGACAAACAGGAAGAACAAGGUAAAGAAGAUGGAGAAAGAAAGAGUGAUGAAAAGAAAGAAGAAGAGGAAGAAAAAGGAGAAAAGAACGGAGAGAAGAAAGAAGAAUCCUCUGAAGCGAAAAAAGACGGCGACAAACAGGAUGAGAAGGCCGGAAACAAAACUGAAGACGCCAAGAAAGAAAAAUCCGACGCGAAUAAGCCGAGCAAACCUGUGACUGUCCGUGAACCUCUUGAGAUGGCAUUACAUUGGGUGGACGUCAGUGACACGAGCGAUGACGUGCUAUCUGCCUCUGUGAAAAAACUUAAAGACCUGCAAGCAAAGGACGAAGCAAAAGCCGCAAAUGAAAGAGCUAAGAACUUGUUAGAGACACAUAUCUAUGGCAUGAGAGAAGAACUGUUUACUGAUACAGGAGUACUACUGUCUACUGAGGAGGAGAGGGAAAAGAUUGACCAGGCCCUUAGUGAGGCCUCUGACUGGCUGGACGAUGAGGGCUGGGACUCAACUGCCGACGUGUACGAGACCAAACUGCAAAAACUAAAAGAUCAAUCGUACGAGUUCAGAAUCCGCCUAAAAGAGCACAAGGAAAGACCCAAAGCAGUAGAGAUGCUGAAGAGCAGCUUGAACCUGUCCAGAACUUUCCUAGUCCAAAUAGACAACAUUACAGACAAAGAUGAGAUUUAUACUGCAAAGGAUUUGGAGGAACUCAGCAAAUUGAUUAAUGAUACAACGGAAUGGAUUGAAAAGAACGAAAAGAAACAAAAGGAGGCAAAACCCAGCGAUAAGCCAGUCUUCCUAGUAAAGGACAUCGAAACUAAGCAAGGCAAAAUCGACCGUGAGCUGGUUUAUCUUUUAAACAAGGCCAAGUAUUACGUGCCUAAGCCAAAAGUCAACGAAACAGCGUCAAACACGACAAAAACCAAAACAGAUACUAAGAAAGAAAAACAAGAAAAAGGCAACAAAGCUGAAGGAGCGAGUGCAGAUAAAAAAGAAGAUGAAAAAGACAAGGACGAGAAAAAAUCUAAAGAUAAUGCGAAGGAAGAUGAAAAGAAAAAGGAGGAAAGUAUGGGAAAACAAGAAAAACCUGACGAGUCAAAUAAGAAACAGAGUGAACAAGAUAAAAAAGAAUCGGACGAGGCAGAGCCUCUGCCUCUACCUGGCUCCGAGGCUGAGUCCUCGACAUCUGGUGAGCCCGCGGACAGCUCUAGCUCAUCAGAAGGAAAUAAUUCAAAACAAAAUGCAGAGUCAUCUGAUAGCAGCUCUAGCAAAAAAUCUAGCGACGAAUUAUGAUAGAAUAUUCUAAAUGACUUAAAAACUGAUAGUUUGUAAAAUAUUUCGCAAGUUUUAAUGAUGUGGACGUAUAACUUAUUGAGAGAUAUUGCAGCGGUGUAAUCAACUCUCCGCGUGGUGAUUUCUCAAACUCAGCUCUGAUUCACAGAGGUUUGCUGUCUUUCGUGCUUUGGAAUGCAUGAAAUUGUUCUUCUGAAAUAGAACUUGCACUAAGAUGUUUGUCAAACUUUGCCAAUACAUUGUUUUUAUUAUAGGAACUUAAAUUUUGAAAUAAAACCGAUUGGUUCCCUCA